Acipenser ruthenus (sterlet) is the source of this 1903-nucleotide messenger RNA. Its product is annotated as nuclear receptor subfamily 0 group B member 2-like. Gene Ontology annotation, cellular component: nucleus; cytoplasm. Gene Ontology annotation, molecular function: transcription corepressor activity; transcription factor binding. NCBI's taxonomy places the organism in Eukaryota, Metazoa, Chordata, Actinopteri, Acipenseriformes, Acipenseridae. Gene Ontology annotation, biological process: negative regulation of transcription by RNA polymerase II. The transcript has 2 exons. The coding region runs from base 65 to 814 and encodes 249 amino acids. The record is from RefSeq and is a predicted model, not a curated record.
CACUCACGUAACAUCAUAACAGUUCAGCGUGAGCAAGAGGAAGCAGUGCUGACACUGCAGCCUGAUGGCUUCCAGCUUGAACCCCAGUCUGCUGCUGAUGGGCAGGUGCAGCUGUCAGGGGCAGUCGGAGGAGAAGUGUAGCACCAGCAUCCUCUACCAGCUCCUGAACCGGGGCUGCCAGUGUGGGGCUGCCCAAGAGAGGACGCUUUUAUCCCCAUGGGCCGCUAGCAAGGCAGCCUCCGAGGUACUGCUGAAAACGGUGGAGUUUGUAAAGAAGCUGCCCUCCUUCCUGGCACUGCCCCCCCAGGACUGUGCCAAGCUGCUCCAGGAAGGCUGGGUGCCACUCUUUCUGUUGGGUUUGGCUCAGGAGAAGCUGGACUUCCACCUAGCGUCACCCAAAAAGAGCAUCCUGCUGGGGAUCCUGACAGAAAAGCAGCAGCAACAGGGAGACUCUGGGGGACAAUACAGGGAGAAGCUGGGGAAAGCCAAAGAGUUCUUGAACCAGUGCUGGAGUCUGGAUAUAAGCACCAAGGAGUAUGUCUAUCUCAAAGGGAUUGUCCUCUUCAGUCCUGCUGCCCCAGGCUUGCUGUGUCCCCAUCACAUCCACUACCUUCAGCAAGAAGCCAAGAUGACCUUACAGGAGCACAUGAACUCCCUGCACCCUGGCGCCCCCUCUCGACUCUCACAGCUCCUCCUGACCCUCGAUGCCCUGCGGACCAUCAGUGCCAGGGGCAUCACAGAGCUCUUCUUCCAGCCAAUCAUAGGAAACACAGACAUGGGGGUGCUGCUGCUGGAGCUGCUUUACCCCAGCUAAUGCUGACUUUUCACCUGCUCUGAACUGAACUGAGGGAUGAAGCUGCAAUACACAAAAACUGCUUUUACAAUAUUCCAGAAUGAUAUUCGUGAGUCAUUGUGCCAGACAGCUCCCUAUCACCCAUACAGGUCCACUAUUAUUAAAAAACUCCAGAUUGUUCAUAUAUGAAAAAGAAAUAUAAAUAUAUCACAACUGUAUUUCAUAUUUCGUAGUUUUCAUGAAUUGUCUUGGUCCUGCUAAAUGUAUACAAGCUACAUCUAUCAUAUAUUUAUGACGUAUGUUCGUUUAAAAUAUUUUUUAAAUCUAAUAAAUUCACAAAUAUAUGUUUUUAGAUAUGUAAUUGUAUAAAAUUGGCAUAUGGAUUUCAUUUCAGUUUUAAAUAUUUUGUUUGGAUGUAUUUCACAUGUUGUGCUUUUUAUAUGUGCAUGCUUAGUUGCUCCUAUAUGAAUUUCAUCAUACCAUAUCAACAAGAAAGACAACUUCUUCCUGAAGUCCUACUGCAUUUACACACUGUUGUGACCUUUCUUCUCAUCAUCUGUAUUUGUAUUAUCAAAUGGGAUGUAGAUGGAACGUGCACUUUGUGAGUGGAAAUUAUUCAUACUGGAGUCUACAGGAAUCCAAUCCAGCCAUUAGUUUAAAAAAACGAAAAUAUUGGGGAUUCCGGAGGAAGCGUUGUAUUUGCUCUGGCGCUCCUGCGGGUUAAGGAGGACUGUGUCUCCUCAUCGCCCUCCAGAGGCUGGAAGCUUGCUGACAUCUGCUGUCGAGUUCCUGGGUGUAAAGAAGAGUUUGGGGAUUGGAGAAGGCCCACUGAAACAGCUGAGCCCUCUAAAUAAAACGAAAUAAACAAAUAAACAAAGCAUAACCCAACUUCCCCAACACUCACUUAUUAACAGUACUGCAAUUACAAAUGUGUAUCUUUUACUUGUUUUUCAUUGAGGUAAGUUGUAUUGCACUGUACUGUCAAUUUAUGACCAAUUACACAUUUAUUAGUAUUAUUAUCCUUACUGCAUUUGACUAAACAGCAAAACACCUUGAUGGGCUAAAAUGUGAACUAAUAAAUAUAUAGAGAGAGAAAUAAGCAAUGAUAAU